Pyricularia grisea is the source of this 930-nucleotide messenger RNA. RefSeq lists its product as uncharacterized. The record is from RefSeq and is a predicted model, not a curated record. NCBI's taxonomy places the organism in Eukaryota, Fungi, Ascomycota, Sordariomycetes, Magnaporthales, Pyriculariaceae. The transcript has 2 exons. The coding region runs from base 1 to 930 and encodes 309 amino acids.
AUGGUCGAGUACAAACGAGUUGCGCACGCCGGAGCCGCUGGCAGUCUCGGUGCCACCGUUUUCAAAGCCCUGAUCGACGCCGGCUUCGAAGUGACGGCGCUGGUCCGCACGGCCGGCAAGCUCCCAAGCGAGCACGCGGGCAAGUACAAAGAAGUCGUCGUCGACUUCUCCUCUGUAGCAUCCCUGACGGACGCCCUGCGCGGCCAAGACGCGCUCGUCAGCACCGUCGGCGCGGCCGGGCUGGCGGGGCAGGAGCAGCUAGUGCAGGCCGCCGUCGCUGCUGGGGUCAAGCGCAUCCUCCCGUCCGAGUACGGCUGCGACAUAUCCCAGCCGGCGACGCACGGCCUGAUGCCGUUUCUCGACAAGAUCAAGAUCGUGGCUCUGGUGGAGGGCGAGGCGGCCAAGAACCCGCAGCUGACCUACACCUUGGUCACCAACAACAUCUUCCUCGACUGGUGUCUCGAGUUCGGCCUGUUGGGCGACCUGCGCACCAAAAAGGCCACGACCGUCGACGGUGGCAGCGACCGCGGCAGCCUGACGCGCCUCGGGACCGUCGCCGCUGCUGUCGUGGCCGUGUUGCGCAACCCGGACCUGACGGCGAACCAGCGGGUGCGGGUGCACGACGGCGCUCUGUCGCACAACGAGGUCCUCGAGGCCAUUAAGGAGGUCACGGGUGCAGAUGGGUGGGUGGUUGAUGAUGAGAAGUCGCCGGAUGUCAAGGCAAAGUCGGACCAGGCGCUGGCAAAGGGCGUGUUUGAGCCGUGGGUGUUUGUUGGGUACAUACGCACCACGGCGUUUUCCCCUGCCGCCAAGGCGGAUUUUACGGGUAGGACGUGGAAUGCCAAGCUCGGGCUCAAGGAGUACUCGCCUGAGGAGACAAAGGGGUUGAUUAAGGAUAUUGUCAAGGGGAUUUUGGCAGCGUCAAAGUAG